Messenger RNA from Schistosoma margrebowiei, 2445 nucleotides. Lineage: Eukaryota; Metazoa; Platyhelminthes; Trematoda; Strigeidida; Schistosomatidae. The record is from the annotation of a GenBank genome assembly.
AUGAGCGGUACAUCAGCUGGAGUUAAGACCAAAUCUUAUCUACCAAACUCUCUCAAUUUUCAAGAUCGUGAGAUAUACAAGAUCGGUUUCACAGCUUUAGAUUGUAUGCGAAGAGAUGGAAAACUGUGCGACAUCACUUUGAUUGCGGAUAAUAAUCGCUUCACUGCACACAAGAUUGUAUUGGCCGCCACUAUACCAUUCUUUAACGGAAUGUUUCUAAGUAACAUGGCAGAAUCUACUAAAAGCGAGGUUACCAUUCAUGGAGUUGACGCUUGUGCUUUAGAAGCGUUCAUUGGUUAUGCUUAUACUGGCUUAGUUCAAAUCAAUCCUCGUAACGUUCAAUCAAUUUUAAUCGGUGCCAAUUUUUUACAGCUUAAUAAUGUUCGUAACAUCUGUUGCAGAUAUAUCAGUGAAAGAUUGACUGUUGACAUAGUCUUACCGAUAAGAAAUCUCGCCCAAAGCUAUCUAUGUACGGACUUGGUAUCUGCUUGUGAGGCAUAUAUCUACAAAAAUUUCGAAGAUAUCGCACGCACAACUUCAUUUUUUAAUCUUGAAGGAUGUGAAUUGAUGGAAUUACUGGAGUCAGAUGAAUUGAAUGUCAGCAGUGAAGAACGCUUGUUUCAUAUAAUUAUGUCUUGGGUUGAAUUUGAAACAAAAUCCAAUUCUGAUACUGAGACGAACUCUGUUAUAUCAGAGUCUGUUAACGUAAUUGAGCCACCUGAAUAUUAUGAUAGUAAUGUGCAUUCGAUAAAGCCAUCUGUUUCAAGUGAGAUUGGUCAUCAAAAUUCGUGUUGUAAUGGCUCUUUACAUUCUACACAUCCUUUUCAUGGUUGUCAUUAUUCUACACAAAUAUUCAAUAGCAAACGCCGCACUGACUUUCUUCCAUGCCUUCUUAGGCGAAUCAGACUACCUCUAAUUCCAGUUAGCUACAUUUUCUCAGUUAUUUCGCGGCAUGAUCUUAUUCGAAAGGACAUUCGUUGUAGAGAUAUUCUAGAUGAAGUACGUGAUGUACUUCUUAUGUCAUGGAAGACGUCGGAAUUCUUUAAUUGUCGACCUCGAAAAUGUCAAGAUAUUUUCGGUGUUAUUUAUGCUGUUGGGGGUUGGAAUACAGAUCUAGAAUGUCAUGGGAUUGUGGAAACUUAUCAUCCGUCACUUGGUCGUUGGGAAUUAUCAGAAAGUAUGAUAUCUAAGCGUAGUCGUAUUGGUGUGGUUGCUUUGAAUGGACUGUUAUACGCUAUUGGAGGUUUUGAUGGAAAUUCUCGCUUACGUACAACUGAAGUAUAUAAUCCAAAAACUGGAAAAUGGGCAACCGUUGCUUCAAUGAUUUGUCGACGUAGUGCUGCAGGAGCUGCUGCUUAUGAUGGAUGUUUGUAUGUUUGCGGUGGUUUUGAUGGUCAAACAUCUUUACGUACAUGUGAGAUGUAUAUUCCAGAACAAGAUACAUGGAAGUUAAUAUCAAGCUUGAAUGAACCCAGAUCCGCUGGUGGUCUUGUUGCUCUCAAUGGUCGUCUUUAUGCUAUUGGUGGACACAAUGGUUUAGCUGUUUUUUCAACAGUAGAAUGCUAUGAAAAAGGUGGAUAUUUACCUAAAACACUUUCACCAUCCUCUCGUUUUGAAACUGAUCAUCAGAAUAAUGGUAUUCUUCAAAGUCCUACUAAUGUAUGGUAUUCAGUAGCUAACAUGUUACAUCGACGAUGUCGACAUGGCGCAACUGCGUUUCGUGAUCGUAUAAUUGUUGCCGGUGGUUAUGAUGGUGCUUCAUUUCUACAAAGUGUUGAAAUGUUCGAUCCUACAACUGGUCCAGAUCGUAAUGGUUUACAUGGACAAUGGACUGAAAUUUCAUCUUUGUCAGUCCCUCGUUCUCGAGUCGGAUUGGCUGUAACUGCAGGUUGUUUGUAUGCAAUAGGUGGUUAUGAUGGUAAUACUCAUCUACGAACAGUUGAAUGUUUCAAAUCUCGUAUUAAACAAAAUCCCUAUGAAUUAUCAAGUAAUGUUUUACAAUCAAAAUUUAAUACAUUAUCUAAUUUAUUGAACAAACCUAAGAUUUCUGAUAAUUGUAGCAAUCAUGUUGAUGGUGAUGAUGACGAUAAUAAUGAUGAUGAUGUUUCUUGUAAUCAUCAUCCAUGUUCUGUUCAAUCUGAUUUUGAGUCUAUUUCUUCAUGCAACUCAAAUGAAGCGGUUACAUUUGUCAGAACAACACAAAAUAGGAAAACUAUGAUGUUAGAAAAGUUAAGACCUAAGCCAAUUAGUCAUAAACCAUCUAUUCCAUCCGCCUCGGUUAAUGUCAAUUGUAAUGGUGGUACUUCCACAUUAUCUUCUGUCAUCCCAUCUUCUUCUAAUCCUUUCGCUGAUUGGCAGUGGUCAUCUGGACCUUCAUUAAUUGCACAUGAGGGAUGGGUUGGUAUAUGUGUCCUUCCUUUUGACCAGUCGUCUUCAGUCCAUUAA